Messenger RNA from Athene cunicularia (burrowing owl), 1261 nucleotides. It is a transcript of the gene FUT7, whose product is annotated as fucosyltransferase 7. The transcript has a single exon. Bases 26 to 1069 code for a protein of 347 amino acids. The record is from RefSeq and is a predicted model, not a curated record. NCBI's taxonomy places the organism in Eukaryota, Metazoa, Chordata, Aves, Strigiformes, Strigidae. Gene Ontology annotation, molecular function: alpha-(1->3)-fucosyltransferase activity. Gene Ontology annotation, cellular component: membrane.
AGAAGGUGACAGCCAGCCCAGCAGCAUGCCCUGGGCAUCACCGCUGCCACGGCCACCAUGGGGCCGGACUGGUGUCAAGGCAGUGGUCACGGCUGGGGUGUUUGUAACCACCCUCUGGAACCUGAGGUGCUUUCUCAACCCUUCCACGGCCUCCAGAGAAGCCCCCAAGCACACUGAGCCACUGGUGGUCCUGGUGUGGGAAUGGCCCUCAAAGCAGGUCCCCAAUGUCAGUGGGGAUGUUUGCCAUGAGCUGUAUGGCAUCACAGGCUGCUUGCUCACCAUGGAGCGGCGGCUCCUGAGCCAGGCAGAUGUGGUGGUGUUCCCCCACACCAGGCUUCAGCCUGACAGGGACAAGCUGCCCAAGGAGAGACUGCCAGGGCAGAACUGGGUGUGGGUCUCCCUGGAGUCACCCUCCAACACUAAAGCUCUAGCAAGAUGGAACCAGACUUUCAACUGGGUGAUGACCUACAGACGGGACUCAGACAUCUUCAUCCCCUAUGGCAAGCUUGUGCCCAACCAGUUGGCCACCGUGAACAUCCCCACAAAGACCAACUUGGUGUCCUGGGUUAUCAGCAACUACCACAGGACUCAGAAAAGAGCUGAAGUCUACAGAAACCUCUCCAGAUAUCUCCACGUGAACAUAUAUGGGAAAGCAAACAAAAAGCCACUUUGCAAGGACUGCCUCUUGCCAACGACAUCCAAGUCCAAGUUCUACCUGGCCUUUGAGAACUCCAUCCACCAGGACUACAUCACUGAGAAGCUCUGGAGGAACUCGCUGAUGGCUGGCACUGUGCCCGUGGUGCUGGGCCCUCCCCGGGCCAACUAUGAGCAGUUCAUUCCUGCAGACUCCUUCAUUCACGUCGAUGACUUUGGUUCCCUGGCAGAGCUGGCCACCUUCCUGAAGACCAUGAACUCCAGCCGCUACCAGCAGUUCUUUGCCUGGCAGAAGAGGUAUAGUGUGAAGCUCUACGCUGACUGGAAGGAGCGGAUCUGCACCAUCUGCACCGCCUACCCCAGCCUGCCUCACGGCCAUGUCUAUCCCAGCCUGGAGAGCUGGUUCAACACCUAGCACGGUGUGGUGUGUGCUGGGACCAUUGGGGACACAUCUGGGCAGAGGAUACAGGGUUGGGGGGCCGUGGGAAACCCUCCUACAUACCAGGAUAUGGGGCAGGGAGGGAUGCGGGAGUCCCAACCUCUCCUCCCAGCCUGGCUGUUGCCACACUGGCACCUUGAGCAACUCUGCAUGAUUUCAUUUCUUGCA